This is a messenger RNA of Anoplopoma fimbria (sablefish), 4090 nucleotides long. RefSeq names its product protein phosphatase, Mg2+/Mn2+ dependent, 1G (gene ppm1g). The coding region runs from base 880 to 2562 and encodes 560 amino acids. Gene Ontology annotation, molecular function: cation binding; protein serine/threonine phosphatase activity. Gene Ontology annotation, cellular component: nucleoplasm. NCBI's taxonomy places the organism in Eukaryota, Metazoa, Chordata, Actinopteri, Perciformes, Anoplopomatidae. The record is from RefSeq and is a predicted model, not a curated record. Gene Ontology annotation, biological process: protein dephosphorylation. The transcript has 14 exons.
UGCUAUACCUUACUAUAAUGAAACCAUGAAGUUGUUGCAUGCUGUGUGAUGUUGGGAGUUUGGGUACUCAGGAACUGCCCUAACAAUGACCUCAUGACCAACACACUACAUGACAACCUUGUUUAUAGUGAUGUUUACACAGAUGGAAGAUUCUAGGUUCUCAGGAAGGUAUUUCAAAAAGUGUAUGUUUUACGAUGUCUGAAUGAUGUAUGUACUGCUCAAUAUGUUGUAUGCCUUUGUGCACAUUGAGGGGAUGCACAACACAGAUAUAAGUCCAGCCUGAAGGCUGAGAGCCUCAGUCCAUGCUGGAUCUCUGUAUGGCCUCUGUUCUGCGCAGAAUGACUUCAGAUGCAGUGAUGAAAAAGGAAAUUGGACAUCUUCCUUUAUCCUUUGAUAUCAAAUUAUAUACUACACCAAAAAGUACAUUUUCCUAAACCUAUUGAUUUGACUUAAUCUGUGAUGUUUUGGCACUAGCUGCUUAUUUCUCAAAUGUUUUGGAAAACAACCAAAAAUAGAUGCAAGAUGACUUCAAAGGGACGUUAAAUGAAUAAAAGUAGAAUAUUUGAGUGUUGGUGUUUUAUUCCCAUGGAGACAGGGUGGGGGCUCUUAAAUAUGUGUGCCUAUGAGUGUUUAAUCGUUGAUAUAUUUUUUACGUGAUGACGUAUGACGUACGUCUGGGACACGCCCCCUAGUUCGAACGAAAGGGACGUGCGCGUCCCCUCUCUUCCUCCACAGCUCCUCUCGGGUCCGUCUGUGUUGAUAGCGGCUUUUUCCUCUCACACGUGCAAUCUCUUCUACGUGAAGCUCUCUCUCUGGGACCCGGUCAUAAACUCAUCCUGCUCUGUCAGAAUAGGUGUAAAGCCAUAUUAACCGACGACCAUGGGGGCUUAUCUGUCGCAACCUAACACAGCCAAGACCUCCUCCGAUGGCGGCAACAGCAACAUGAGCUACGGUUUCUCUGCCAUGCAGGGCUGGCGCGUCUCCAUGGAGGAUGCUCACAAUUGUAUCCCAGAGUUUGAUGAGGAGACGGCCAUGUUUUCUGUCUAUGAUGGACACGGAGGUGAGGAGGUGGCUCUGUACUGUUCAAAGUACCUUCCUGACAUCAUCAAGGAGCAGAAGACCUACAAAGAUGGUAAACUUCAAAAGGCUCUGGAGGACGCCUUUUUGGCCAUCGACAGCAGAAUGACCACGGAGGAAGUCAUCAAGGAGCUCGUCCAGAUUGCUGGGCGUCCCACUGAGGAGCCGCCAGCUCCAAAGGUGGCAGAGGAGGACGAUUUGGACAACGAGGAGGCAGCUUUACUCCAUGAGGAGGCCACAAUGACCAUAGAGGAGCUGCUGGUACGCUACGGCCAGAACCUCAAUGCUGUCAAGCAUGCAGCUGCCAUCAGUGCGGCUGCUAAGAAAGCGGCCUCCUCGAAACCCGAGGCCUCGGGAGAUAAAGAGGAAAGUGGGAAAGCAGAGAAGGAGGGAGUAAAUGGAGAGGUGGAGGAGAGCAAUAAGAAGGUGAAGAAAGGCGAAGGAGCGGCAAGCGGGUCGAAGCUGAGAGCCUGUCGGAGAACAGGAGGUGAAGGCAGUGGUCCAGCAGCUGACUGUGGAGGUUCAGGAAGCUCCAAUGGAGAAGAGAAGGCUGGUAAGGCAGAGGGAGACGCAGGUCCCUCCUGCUCCUCUUUGGCCUCCAAGGAUGCAGGAGAUUCAAAGUCCAGGUUUUUUGAAGACAGCGAGGAGUCUGAGGAGGGUGAAGAGGAGGAGGGCAGUGAUGAAGAGGAUGGCAGCGAAGAGGAAGAGGGUGACAGCAGUGAGAUGGAAGAAGAGGAGGAUACAGAGGAGGGAGAGGACUCUGAAGAUGAAGAGGAAGAGGAGGAAAUGUGCCUACCUGGGAUGGAUGGCAAGGAGGAGCCUGGCUCAGACAGCGGCACCACAGCUGUCGUGGCUCUGAUCCGAGGAAAACAGCUGAUUGUGGCCAAUGCUGGAGACUCUCGCUGCGUGGUGUCUGAGCGCGGCAAAGCUGUCGACAUGUCGUACGACCACAAGCCAGAGGACGAGGUGGAACUCGCUCGCAUCAAAAAUGCUGGAGGGAAAGUGACCAUGGACGGACGGGUCAACGGUGGACUCAACCUCUCCAGAGCUAUUGGUGAUCACUUCUAUAAGAGGAACAAGACUCUGCCUCCAGAGGAGCAGAUGAUUUCUUCGAUGCCGGACGUCAAAGUUCUGACGCUCAACGGGGACCACGACUUUAUGGUCAUCGCCUGCGACGGCAUCUGGAAUGUGCUGAGCAGCCAGGAGGUGGUGGACUUCAUCAGCAAGAGGAUCAAACCAGACGAGAGCGGCAAAGUCAGACUCCUCUCAUCCAUAGUGGAAGAGCUGUUGGAACACUGUUUGGCCCCCGACACAUCUGGAGAUGGGACAGGAUGUGACAACAUGACCUGCAUCAUCAUCACCCUCCGGCCACACCCAUCCCCUGCUCAGCUAGACGACACCAAGAAGAGGAAGAACCAGGAGGAGGCCGCAGGAGCCGAGCCGGAGGAGAACGGAAACAAGAGCAAAAAGGCUAAAAGCAACUAAAGGCAAAGAGAAACUGUCCCAGAGGGAGCAGCUGGUCCCAGGCUACCCAGAUAACACCAGAGACACAUUCUGUUUAAUCCUUACCUCACGAACAUCAAUACAUUACGAUUGCUAUACGUAAGAUCGGCUGAACUAAGAUCAUCAGUUUUUGUUCUUUGUUUUAAGCCGAUUCUCACCUAAACAACCCCUCCAGUUUCUUUUUGUUUUUGCUCUCGCUGGAAAGAAGCUGGACAAACGCUGACUUCUUAAAAAAAAAAAAAAAAAAAAAAAGAGUCCCAGGCAUGUUGAAUAGCACAUCAUUUUCCAAUUAUUUGUAACUAGAAGGAAGAUGCAGAACGAACCAGACCUUCACUGCACUCUGUUAUUGUUAAGAUCUUUUUCCACACAACACGGCGGUUUCACUAUUUUAUUUUAGUGGACUUUUAGGAUAGCUCUCGUAGUGACCUGCGUCUGAUCGCCGUUCACAUUCUACAGUGUGACACAUGUAUUGUCAUUGCAGUUUUUGCAAUAUGAAACCGCACAAAGCUCUCUGUGUGUUGUGUUCAAAUUACAAGGCAUUCAUUGUAUCUCAAAGUGCCAUAAAAAAACACGAAUUCUUUUUUUUUAUAUAUAUAUAGGCACCGUAUCACAUCCUCAAGUUAUAUAAACCCAGAGAAGGGACCCGAAAUGGUUGCAGAUAGAUUUGCAUUGUAUAAAGGUAACGGUAGAAAAAGUGAUUGAAUGAGGGGAUAUUAUUGUCUUUUGUAGUCCAAAUUAAAGAUUAAAGAUGCAGCAAGAGUGCACGUCAGUCCAGUGUGACAUUGAAUGUGUAGCAAGAUGGACAGACGGGUUAACGGUACUAGUCCAGUUGCUCUUGUUUGCCAUUUUGUAUUUUUUCCCCACCCAUUCACAGGUGAGGAUAAUUUUUUCAGUCACACAACAGCCCAAUCACCAAGAAUAUGUCGCCAUCAUCAGCCCCCCCCCCCCCCAUUCCUGCUUUGUGUCUAACAAAAUCUGUAAAUUUCCAGAGGAAGAAAAGAUGCCAGGGUUUUGUGAGCUUGUGUACUUUUCAACUGUAGGAUCUGAUAGAAGGAAAACGGGCAGAGACAUAAAAGACUCGCUGCCUUUCAUGUCUCUGUGUCUCCGUCCAGAGAGAGGUGCUGAUUGAAGCCCUGGUCCUCCACACUAAGCUCGUCUCCAGGACUCUAUCUUUAUCUCCUCUCCCUGUCUGUCUCCUUUCUAUUGUAACACAUUUUUAAGAUCAUCUUUAGAACAUGUGUUUUAAGGUAAAAAGUAUUUCCACUCAAAUGUAUUUUUUUUUUUUUUUUUUGAAUCCUUAUUGGCAGUACUUUCUUUUUUUUUUUUUUUUUACAAAACAUUUUUGUGAGCACACCCUGAAAACGCCCUGACGCUGAACUGUUGAGGUUGCACAAGGUUACUCUUUGAGUGGAAAUACAAUUUGAACUUCAGAGCUCUAAGACAGUGUAGCUGUAAAGAAUAAUUGUCUUUAUUUGCAGAAGCCUCAUUAAAACCACAUUGUGUGACUGUA